Emiliania huxleyi CCMP1516 is the source of this 474-nucleotide messenger RNA. RefSeq lists its product as hypothetical. The transcript has a single exon. Bases 1 to 474 code for a protein of 157 amino acids. NCBI's taxonomy places the organism in Eukaryota, Haptophyta, Isochrysidales, Noelaerhabdaceae. The record is from RefSeq and is a predicted model, not a curated record.
AUGUGUCCGGCGCAUUCGCUCGCGCGACGGUCGGCCCUCUCGCACGCCGCGGUCGCUGCGGCCGCGUAUCUCCUCGGCCACAGAGCUGGCGCUCUUGAGUCGCAGCCACCAGCCGAGCCGGAUGACGACUCGGUGUGGCGUGAGGGCGAGUUCGAGGAGCACCGGGCACGGGAGGCGGCUGCAAAGGCAGCGCUGCUAGAGCACCUCCGGCACCGCUCCUACGUCAGGCUCGCGCCCAGCCGGGUGGCCGGCGUUGGUGUCGUCGCCCUCGUCGAUAUUCCGGCAGAGACGGACCCGUUUGUGCCUCCCAACGCGCACCUCUGCCGCGCUGAGCAGAGCAUCCCGCUCACGUCGGACGAGCUGCAGUCGCUGCCUCCGCCGGUGCUCGAGCACGUGCUCUCCUUCCACGAUUCGACUCCCGGCCGUGUGCCCGUCAACGCGUGCGGCACUGUCACGAUGGACGCCUCUUGGUGA